This is a messenger RNA of Drosophila obscura, 1263 nucleotides long. It is a transcript of the gene RpLP0, whose product is annotated as 60S acidic ribosomal protein P0. Gene Ontology annotation, biological process: ribosomal large subunit assembly; cytoplasmic translation; ribosome biogenesis. The transcript is spliced from 3 exons. Bases 150 to 1100 code for a protein of 316 amino acids. NCBI's taxonomy places the organism in Eukaryota, Metazoa, Arthropoda, Insecta, Diptera, Drosophilidae. Gene Ontology annotation, cellular component: cytosolic large ribosomal subunit. The record is from RefSeq and is a predicted model, not a curated record. Gene Ontology annotation, molecular function: large ribosomal subunit rRNA binding; structural constituent of ribosome.
CGGUAUAUUUCUGAGUGUCAGGCGGUAUAUUUGAUCUAGGAAUCCGCGGUCACACUGCAUCGCUCGGCCAUUUUGGUCAAAGUCAGCCAUUUGAAAAGUUUGUGCUUUGUUCUUAAAUUCUUUCAACGAGUCCCUAAUACACAAUCAAAAUGGUUAGGGAGAACAAGGCAGCAUGGAAGGCUCAGUACUUCAUCAAAGUUGUGGAACUCUUCGACGAGUUUCCAAAGUGCUUCAUUGUGGGCGCUGACAAUGUGGGCUCCAAGCAGAUGCAAAACAUCCGUACCAGCCUGCGCGGACUGGCUGUGGUGCUGAUGGGCAAGAACACCAUGAUGCGCAAGGCCAUUCGCGGUCAUUUGGAGAACAAUCCCCAGCUGGAGAAGCUGCUGCCCCACAUCAAGGGCAAUGUUGGCUUCGUCUUCACCAAGGGCGAUUUGGCCGAGGUCCGCGACAAGCUGCUCGAGUCGAAGGUGCGCGCGCCAGCCCGUCCGGGUGCCAUCGCUCCGCUGCACGUCAUCAUCCCGGCCCAGAACACUGGCUUGGGACCCGAGAAGACCAGUUUCUUCCAGGCUCUGUCCAUCCCGACCAAGAUUUCCAAGGGUACAAUUGAAAUCAUCAACGAUGUGCCCAUCCUUAAGCCAGGCGACAAAGUUGGCGCCUCCGAGGCCACUUUGCUCAACAUGUUGAACAUUUCGCCCUUCUCGUACGGUCUGAUGGUCAGCCAGGUAUACGACUCUGGCACCAUCUUCUCGCCCGAGAUUCUGGACAUCAAGCCCGAAGAUCUGCGCGCCAAGUUCCAGCAAGGAGUGGCCAACCUGGCUGCUGUCUGUUUGUCCGUGGGCUACCCGACCAUCGCCUCGGCCCCUCACAGCAUUGCCAAUGGAUUCAAGAACCUGCUGGCCAUCGCCGCUACCACAGAGGUGGAGUUCAAGGAGGCCACCACCAUCAAGGAGUACAUCAAGGACCCCAGCAAGUUUGCUGCCGUUGCCUCUGUGGCUGCUCCGGCUGCCGGCGGUGCUGCCGAGAAGAAGGAGGAGGCCAAGAAGGCCGAGUCCGAAUCCGAAGAGGAGGACGAUGACAUGGGCUUCGGUCUCUUCGACUAAGCUGGAUGGACGUCUGCUGUCGCCCACAGCCUUUUGUUGCUUUCAACUUUGUUUACUCUCUAAGAUCAUAAAAUGUGUGUCCCUAUUGCAAAUGAUCGUCGCGGUUUGACAAACCCAAUGGCGAGUUGCAUUAAACAUUCUGUAAACUGUUUUGAGAGCAAAA